Molecule: messenger RNA, 3065 nt
Organism: Trichogramma pretiosum
Lineage: Eukaryota; Metazoa; Arthropoda; Insecta; Hymenoptera; Trichogrammatidae
Product: glutathione S-transferase-like
Exons: 5
Coding region: 761-1384 (207 amino acids)
Biological process (GO): glutathione metabolic process
Molecular function (GO): glutathione transferase activity
Source: RefSeq, a predicted model, not a curated record
ACGCGCGCGCUAUAUAGAGAAUGCUCAGCUUGGGAAAAUUCGUCAGUCAACCCCGAGCGCGCGCGAAUAAUCGAGCUCUCGCCGCGGCCGCCGCUGCUCCCCGUCUCGCUCGUACUUAUAUAGCUAAGUAACAUCGCGAAAAUCUAUCUCGAUCUAUAUAUGUAAUCGUGGCAAACUCUCGGGCCAGUGCAUCCAGUACUAUAGAUCCACGUAUAUUGUAUAAAAUAGAAAAAGAGCUAGAGCGACCAGUGAGCGGCACCACCACCACCGCUGACGUAUACGGCACACAGCUGGUUUUGUAAAAGUCGCUUAUUGUAUCGCGGGUAUAUGCCUGCUGCAGCGAGCGCGUGUCACGUGCUUCGCUAGCCGAGCUUCGCAGCGCGACUCGAGUGCUAGAUUUUCUUAUUUUUUCCCCUUUUUUCUUUUUCUUUUAUGUUGUUUACGUUUCAAGCUGUCGUCUUCGAGUCAUAAUAGACACAAGAAUAUCGAGGAUUUUUUUUUUCAUUCACGUGCGCGUCGACGAGGUAUUAUAAGUGAAAGUGAGACUCGCGGAAAGGCACGAUAGUUUCGAAAAGCCGGAGCGUAAAGAAAAGACAACAAGCGAGCACGCAGCAGGCAGGCAAGCAGCGAGAUAUAGAGAAGGUCAGCCCGGCUCUCUCUGCGCGCACACACACACACAGUUGCGAAGGAAUCAAUUUGUGCACGCAGGACUCGUGCAUAUAAUAAUACUCGCCAGGCAUCUCCGGCAAAGUGUGCAGAUAUGGCCGACGAGGAGACCAACUACAAACUAAUCUACUUCAACGCGCGUGGCAGGGCCGAGCACAUUCGCUACAUACUCGCCUACGCGGGACUGAAUUACACCGACGAAAGAAUCCCGAAGGAACGAUGGCCCGAAUUGAAAAAAUCCAUGCCAUUCGGACAGCUGCCCGUGCUGGAGAUCAACGGACAAGUGAUAGCGCAGAGCAACGCGAUAGCCCGCUACCUGGCGCGCAAGCACGGACUCACCGGCAGCGACGAGUGGGAAGCCAUGCUCUGCGACGCUCUGGUCGACAGUCUCGGCGAUCUAAAAUUAGAGCUGCUGCAGUUCCAGAAAGAGGACGACCUGUUCAAAAAGGAGGAGAAGAAGGCCAAAUUCGUGAAGGAGACGAUACCAUUUUUCUUGAAUAAAUUCGAGAAGACGAUCGGCAGCAACGGCGGCUUCGCAGUCGGUUCGAGCGUGACCUGGGCCGACUUCGUAUUCGCCGUGGCGCUGGAGAGCUUCGAGCAGAUGUUCGGCGCGACGGCCCUCGAGAAGUAUCCGGCCCUGCGAGGCCUCAAACAACGAGUACACGCCCUGCCCGCGAUAGCCGAGUGGAUCGCGAAGCGGCCGCACACGAGCUUUUAAGAGAGUUUCUGCGCGACUGGGCUUGGUUGUUGAAAUGACAAAAGGAAAACAACACAUAAAUAUAAAUAAAUGAAGAUAAAAAAAAAACGAAGUGAGAAUUUUUGUUUCGUUCGCUGCCGCGAGAGCGUGAUAGAAACGAUGAAUCAACGCAUACAUACUUGUCAAUAAAAAACAAACGAAGCAAACAAAAAAAAAAUUAUAAAUAUACACACAGACAAAUGCAUAUGUAUACAUAUCUAAAAAAAAAAAAAGAAGGAAUACGAGAGAGAAGGUGUAAUCUUUACCUCGCGCGAAUUUCUCAUUAUCGAUAAAAACGCCAACUCGGAAUCUCGGACAGACAGGGAGAGAGAGAGAGAGAGAGAGAGAGAGGGAAAAAAAGCUAAUCAGCCUAAAUGUUCGUCGAAUCGAUUCUAUUUACGUUUCUCCCGCGUUUAAUGCGUGUGGUGCGCGGGCGCCUGAACUUGACGUGUGAUUACUACUGCUACUAGUAACUCAUCUGUAAUUUCUCGAGCUAUUUUAUCCAAGCGAUACGUGAACAAAAAAAAACAAACGAAAACGAAAGAACAAAAGAAAACAAAAAAAAAUAUUACCAACAACUCGCUGGUUGUGAUAUUAAUUUCGCUUCUCUCGAUCGGUAUAUAGCAUCCGUGUAACUCUCCCUUCGCAGCGAAAUGAUAAUAUAAAGCGUAUCGUGUAUCUCUAUCGUUUUCGAACUAUCAGAUGAACCGAGCAAUAAAAGGGAAGAAAAGAAAAAAAAAUUGCCGUAGUAGUUUGCACUUUUUUGUUUUCGCUGCUCGUCGAUUCGUUCGCUUACACGCGUCGGUAUGCACACACAUACACACACUUUUACAUACACGCAACCAAGAGUAUAGCACCUAUAUCAUAAUACACACACACACACACACACACAUACACAGUGCACGCGCACUCGCACACGAACCUACACGCAUAAAUGUUCUCUGCAAAAGUACAAAACAACUGUGAAAGAAUAUAUUUUUUUGAGGAAUGACAAUGCCGAGAUGAUAUUUUUUAUAAUGUAAAAGCUCGUUCCGCAAGUCGGACGAUUUUCCGAAGACGAAGAUGUUGUUCUAUAAAACUGUAUUUAACUGUGUUUUGAAUUAAAACAACGAGAUGUGAAUUACCAAAAAAAUAAAUAUAUAAAUAAAUAAAUAGGGAAAACAAAAACAAGAGCAAAACAGAAACAUUGAAAUCGAUUUUAAUCUGCGUUAUUAUUGUGUGUUAUUCAUUAAAUAAUAAUAAUUAAAAAAAAAACGUUAUAACGCUUCGUUCGGAGUAUACGACUCUUUCAAACUUGCCAUUCGAACAAAAAUGACUUAAGGCAGUGUUCAUCAAUACAUGUAAAACGAUAUUAAUUAUAUAUAGAUGAUAUGUGUAUGUAAACUUGACAAAAAAAACAAGAAAAUCAUGCAAUUAUAUGUGUAUAAAACUUCAUGCGGGCGGGUUCUAUUUUAUUGCUGUGCAACAAAAAAAGUAUAUUAUUAUACGUGUAAUACGAACUCGCGCGACGAGUGGAUCGUUAAACCAAAGAAAAAAGUUUGAAAAAAAAAUGCAAAAAAAAGGAGGGAAAAUAAGAAAUACAUAUUAAUAUAUAUAAUAAAGGAUUGCGUGUGUAGGUGUUCAAAGUUGAAUAUGACAAAUAAAACUUAUGAAUGUGGUCGAA